This is a messenger RNA of Brachypodium distachyon (stiff brome), 2727 nucleotides long. RefSeq names its product BTB/POZ domain-containing protein At1g30440. Gene Ontology annotation, molecular function: protein binding. The transcript has 4 exons. The coding region runs from base 556 to 2430 and encodes 624 amino acids. Lineage: Eukaryota; Viridiplantae; Streptophyta; Magnoliopsida; Poales; Poaceae. The record is from RefSeq and is a predicted model, not a curated record.
CAAAAAGCCUCAUCAAGAAAACAAAACACCACCAACUGCUCAAUCUCUAUCUCUUGGUUUCUGUGGGUGUGCGUGCUAUAAUUAAGAAGAUCUCAAGGCAGACUCGUCAAACAUAGGUUUCUGGGGAGAGAGAGAGAGAGAAGCCAGCAGGGAGGAUCAGGCCACAAUAGAAACUGCCCCUGCCGUCUUCAAGAAGAGCCCCCCACCUCCUCCAACUAUUCACUCACCUGCUGAACUUCUCCCCAUUGUGAUCCCCCACCAUUAACUGCCUGAAUUGUUGGUUUCUUCAACCCCUGCUUGGUUUAUUGGAGUGGUUGGAUCAGCGGGUGCCCAAAAGGGUCCACGGAUUGCUGACCUUGCUCGGCUUUCUAUCGUGGGGAGCCGUUUCCGGCAGUGGGAGGGAGAGAGAGAGAGUUCUUGGAGGCGACAAGGCCAGCCCUGCCCAGCGAUGGCUUGAGUUCUCGAGUGGUGGUUGGGGUUUCUUGUGCGCUCGGCUCCUACUUAAGCGGCGUCCUUUGGAAGAGACCGGCCUGUGCGAGCUAGCCGUCGUCCAGGAUGGCCGCGUCCGUGAAGCUGGGAUCAAAGCCUGAUGCUUUCAGAAGGCAGGGUCAGGCAUGGUUCUGCACAACUGGGCUACCCAGUGAUGUUACUGUUGAGGUUGGGGAUAUGUCUUUCCACCUUCAUAAGUUCCCUUUACUUUCCAAAAGUGCUGUUCUCGAACAGUUGAUCGAGGAGAGUUCAGAUCAAGAAGAAUGCACCAUCACACUAAGUGAUAUCCCUGGGGGUACAAAAUCAUUUGAGCUGGUGGCAAGGUUCUGCUAUGGAGUGAAAAUAGAACUUUCUUCUGCAAAUGUUGUCUACCUACGUUGUGCCUCUGAGCAUCUCCAGAUGACUGAAGAAAUAUCUGAGGACAACUUGAUUGCACAGUCAGAAAUGUUCCUUAAUCAAGUAGUCCUCCGUAACUGGAAAGAUUCUUUAAAAGCGCUGGAAACAUGUGAUGACCUCCUCCCUCACGCAGAAGAUCUUCAGAUUGUGAAGAGAUGCAUUGAGUCAUUAGCGGCGAAAGCUACUACUGAUCCAAACCUCUUUGGUUGGCCGAUAAGGGAACAUGGCAUCAUGCAAAGCCCUGGUGGUAGUGUGCUGUGGAAUGGUAUCAGCACUGGUGCAAGGCCCAGAAACUUCAGUUCAGACUGGUGGUAUGAUGAUGCAUCAGCAUUGAGUUUUCCCAUGUACAAGAGAUUGAUCUCCGCUAUGGAGUCUCGAGGCGUACGACCUGAGACCAUUGCUGGUUCUUUGGCAUACUAUGCGAGGAAGUACCUCCCAGGACUUAAUAGGCGCAAUAGCACGGGAAUAGCUCCCCCGACUGCUACUCUUUCUGAGGUUGAACAGAAGAACUUACUCGAGGAGAUCAAUACACUACUACCUGUUCAGAAGGGUUUAGCAUCUACAAAACUUUUGCUCGGGCUGCUUCGCAUAGCCAUGAUUCAAAGAGCCAGCUCCACUUGCAUUUCUGACUUAGAGAAACGGGUUGGCAUGCAGCUAGACCAGGCCAGCCUGGAAGAUCUACUGCUGCCAAAUUUCUCUUACACCAUGGAAACUCUGUAUAAUGUCGAGUGCGUGCACAGGAUUCUUGAGCACUUCUUGGCAAUGGACCAGGCUAAUGGUGGCGCUUCCCCAUGCAUGGACGAUGUGAUGGCAUCCCCAUCGAUGAUACCAAUCACUGCUGUUGCUAAAUUAAUUGAUGGCUAUCUUGCAGAGGUUGCAUCUGAUGUCAAUCUGAAGCCUCCAAAAUUCCAAGCUCUGGCAUCUGCUGUGCCUGAGUAUGCACGGCCAUUAGAUGAUGGCCUCUAUCGGGCCAUUGAUAUAUACUUGAAGGCACAUUCCUGGCUCUCAGAAGCUGAACGAGAGCAGCUCUGCCGGCUAAUGGACUGCCAAAAGCUCUCCCUAGAAGCAUGCACUCAUGCCGCACAGAACGAGAGGCUCCCACUGCGUGUCGUUGUACAAGUCCUCUUCUUUGAGCAGCUCCAGCUAAGAACCUCGAUUGCUGGGUGCCUGCUCGUAUCUGAUAACCUUGAAAGAUCUAGGCCACUACGGAGCGGCAUCGCAACAUCUGGGGAGGCUGGGGGAUGGACCACAGCAGUUAGGGAGAACCAGGUCCUGAAAGUCGGCAUGGACAACAUGAGGAUACGGUUGGCCGAGCUCGAAAAGGAGUGCUCAGACAUGAGGCAGGAGAUCUUGAAGCUGGGGCGUGGCAAGAGUGGGGGCUGGACUUCUCAUGUCCCCAAGAAGUUCAAUCUGAGGAUCAAGUCGCAGAUGUGCAGCGCCCAGGAGGGCUCGGUCAGUGAGCAGCAGAAGAGCAUGAGUGCGAAGAUUGACAAGCUGCAAGCAAAGUUGUCGAAGCAAAAGAAGCAGCUUUCUGCAGAUGCCUGAAAAUCCUAAACCCCCUUCUCUUGUAAUUUUAACCUGGUCCUGAUGUUAACUGUGUUUACUUGUUUCGUUUCCGUAGAGGUUAAAUGUACUAGUACCAAGUGCCAGUGGUUUGAAUUCCUUGAUGUGAACAUUUUCUGAUGUUUUGGAGUGUUAGUGAGAAUGGAACUGUGUAGCGAAGUUUGAUGUUUUCCAUUGACUGAAGUAGCACAAGUGGUAUGUUCUCGUAGUUCCAUUGACUGAAGUUUGAUUGUUAGCUCUUGUACUACUCCGUACUGUAUAAGGUUCUAUUUGGUUGGA